Messenger RNA from Aureobasidium vineae, 1080 nucleotides. NCBI's taxonomy places the organism in Eukaryota, Fungi, Ascomycota, Dothideomycetes, Dothideales, Saccotheciaceae. The record is from the annotation of a GenBank genome assembly.
AUGUCUGUCGGUUCUCUGGUCGCUCUCCCCGUCGUUCCCUACAUCGCCGAUGGUCUGGGUCGUCGCGCUGGUAUCCUCACUGGUUGUAUCCUCAUGAUCAUCGGAGUUGUCAUCCAAUCUGCUGCCAUGAAAUUUGGCAUGUUCGUCGGCGCUCGUUUCCUCAUUGGAUUUGGUGUUGCUAUCGCCCACGGUGCAUCGCCUCUGCUUCUUACUGAGCUCACCCACCCUCAACACCGUGCUCUCUUCACCACCAUCUACAACACUACUUGGUACCUUGGUUCCAUUGUGGCUGCUUGGCUCACCUUCGGAACUUUCCACAUUCCUAACCACUGGGCCUGGAGAAUCCCCUCGAUCGUGCAAGCGUUCCCCUCAGUACUGCAGCUCACCUUUAUCUGGUUCGUUCCCGAGUCUCCCAGAUUCCUUAUUUCCAAGGGCAAGGUUGAGGAAGCACACAAGGUCUUGGCCGAUGUCCACGCCAACGGAAACCUCAACGACGAGUGGUCUGGCAACGGACUCGUCUCUUACUACCUUACCCUCGUCCUCGACCAGAUCGGUAUCACCGACACCAACACUCAGCUCAUUAUCAACGGUGUUUUGCAAAUCGUCAACUUCAUUGUUGCUGUCGGACAAUGCUUCUUCGUCGACAAGACCAUUUGCUCCGCCCGCUUCAAGAUCGCUGGAGGCGAGGCUUCUGCAAACUCUGUCGUUGCCUUCAUCUUCAUCUACUACGUCUUCUACAACAUCGCCUUCUCGGGUCUCCUGGUCGGUUACUCUGUUGAGAUUCUCCCAUACAACAUUCGCGCUAAGGGCAUGACUCUCAUGUUCCUGUGCGUUGAUCUUGCUCUCUUCUUCAACCAAUACGUCAACCCCGUCGCCCUCAAGCACAUCCAGUGGAAGUACUACAUUGUCUACUGUGUCUGGCUUGGAUUCGAGCUCUUCAUCGAGAUUGCCAAGUACUUUGAUGGCGAGGACGCUGUCGUCGGUGGUGCCGCCGCUACCGAGAAGGGCAAGGUUCUUGCAGCCGAGAUGGGUGGUCUUGGUGAAAAGGAUGGCAUGACUAUCGAACACAGAGAGCUGUAG